CGGGACGGGCAUGAAGCUGGAGGUGUUCGCGCCGCGCGCGCCGUCCGGGGACCAGCCGGGGGCCGGGCUGGAGGGGGUCCCCGGCGGCGGCGGCGGCGGCGGCGGCGGCGCUGCGGGGGACGCGCCCUCGCCGCUGUCGGCCGCCGGCGACGACUCGCUGGGCUCGGACGGCGACUGCGCCGCCAACAGCCCCGCGCCGGGCGCCGCGGAGCCGGCGGGAGGCGGCGAUCGGGACGCGGGCGGCGAGCCGGGCGCCGACGAGGACGACGACGAGGACGAGGAGGAGGAGGAAGAGGAGGAGGAGGAGAGCGCGGCGGGCUCGGCGGCGGCGGCGGCGGCCGCGCUGGCGGCGGGGCCGGGCGCGGCGCUGGCGGCGGGCGCGGCGGGGCCCGGCGCGGGGGGCGCGGGGGGCGCGGGCGGCGGCGAGGGCGCGCGCAGCAAGCCGUACACGCGGCGGCCCAAGCCCCCCUACUCGUACAUCGCGCUCAUCGCCAUGGCCAUCCGCGACUCGGCGGGCGGCCGCCUGACGCUGGCCGAGAUCAACGAGUACCUCAUGGGCAAGUUCCCGUUCUUCCGCGGCAGCUACACGGGCUGGCGCAACUCGGUGCGCCACAACCUCUCGCUCAACGACUGCUUCGUCAAGGUGCUGCGCGACCCCUCGCGGCCCUGGGGCAAGGACAACUACUGGAUGCUCAACCCCAACAGCGAGUACACCUUCGCCGACGGCGUGUUCCGGCGCCGCCGCAAGCGGCUCAGCCAGCGCGCGCCCCCCGCCGGCCCCGCGCCCGGCCCCGACGACGCGGCCCCGCCGCCCGCGCCCCCCGCGCCCGCCGCCGCCGGGCCGGCCUCGCCCCGCGCGCGCUCGCCCGGCCGCCCCGAGGGCCGCGGCAGCCCGGCCGGCAAGUUCUCCAGCUCCUUCGCCAUCGACAGCAUCCUCAGCAAGCCGUUCCGCAGCCGCCGCGAGCACGCGUGGGCCGCGCCGCCGCUGCCCGCCUACCCCGCGCUGCUGCCCGGCGCGCCCGGCGCGCCCCUGCUGCCGCUGUGCGCCUACGGCGCGGCCGAGCCGGCGCUGCUGGGGGGCGCGCGGGGCCCCGACGCGCCGCCGCCGCCGCCCCUGCUCUUCGCGCCCGUCGCGGCCGCCGGCCCGGCCAAGCCUUUCCGCGGCCCGGCGGGCGGCGGCGCCGCGCCCCUGUACUGCCCCCUCCGGCUGCCCGCGGCCCUGCAGGCGGCGGUGGCCGGCGGCCCCGGCCCGCACCUGUCCUACCCGGUGGAGACGCUCCUGGCCUGAGCGCGCCGUCGGGGCAGCGGGCCUGGCCGGGCCGGGCAGGAGGUUGGUGCUUUGCACUUUCUGUCCCAAGUUCAAGAGACUUGAACCUCGCGUGGGAAAGUCGCCACUCAACGUGCCUUAGGGUGAAAACGUGUGUUUUUGUGGUUUUCUUUUUUCUUUUUUGGAAACUGUCCCAAAUUUUCUCCUUCGUCUUGGAUGACUUGACAGGGGACCAAAGCAAUUCUCUUUCCCGGUCCGUCCCUGGCCCACUGUGUCCCAACUUUCUCCCCGCGCAAACUUGUCCUUUCUCCUCCUGUCCAGGCCCCUCCGAGUCUCGUGCCGUUUUUAUUGUUUUGGUUUUGUUUUUUUUUUUUUAUCGGACCGUCCAUAAAUGCCAUUUCCCCCCUUCCUCCAACCAAAAAAUCAGGGAACCGUUCCAGAUGAUAAGUGAUAUGACUACUGUUUGGGGCUCACGCCCCCCCCCCCGACGUGUACGUAUGUGGCAUUCACCGGUAUGACUGCGUGUGAGAGAGGGGUCAGGAGAAUUCCCUGUCCUUUCUCUGCUAUUGACCAAUGCUUCACUGUGCCAAAAUAUAAAAUAUAUAUAUAUAUAUGCAGUUGGGUUUUGUAAUUAAAUUAUUUAUAUAUUUUUGGAACCUGGAUUGGAAAUGUUGCGGGCAACGGGAGACAGCUUUAUUCGUGGUUCGUGGAUCGCUCCCCUGCGGUCUCUGAGCAAGAUCUUUCAAGUUCAUAUGACGUGUGUGUUGUGUUAGGGGUGCCAGGACCGUCACCACGGAAAGCAAGUGUGAUUUUUUUUUAUUUUUUAAUAUUAUUUUAUUUGUGUCUGUGUACAUAUUCCUGUAUAAAUUUUAUGAACCCCAGGCAUAGUGCUUAUUUUUUAAUAAAACUCAUAAUUGACUUUA
Molecule: messenger RNA, 2190 nt
Organism: Sorex araneus (European shrew)
Lineage: Eukaryota; Metazoa; Chordata; Mammalia; Eulipotyphla; Soricidae
Gene: FOXQ1
Product: forkhead box Q1
Exons: 1
Coding region: 11-1288 (425 amino acids)
Biological process (GO): regulation of transcription by RNA polymerase II; anatomical structure morphogenesis; cell differentiation
Molecular function (GO): DNA-binding transcription factor activity, RNA polymerase II-specific; RNA polymerase II cis-regulatory region sequence-specific DNA binding
Source: RefSeq, a predicted model, not a curated record